UGACAAUUCUGAUACGCUCCACAGUCAUGUGGCAGUCCAUUUCUUUAAUCAUUGUGCUACUAAGACAUCAGGAGCAACAAUGUUCAGGUAUUAUGUUCUACUCUGCUUGUCAGUGAUGCUGCACAGCACCACAGCAAGCCCAUAUAAAUUAUGGGGAAAGGAAGAGCAUACAGCAGUUCAAAAUACAAGGUCUCAUGAUUUUAAUGAGAAGAUCGUGCUGGGACUUAAGGAAGUUGAACCUGUAGAGGAGCUGGAUCUGACAGAGGUUGAUAUUGAUCCCCACAUGGCCAUAUGGAAAGCUAUGAAGCAGAUUCAGCAGCAGAAAUACAAUAAGCCUGAAGAAGACAAAGACAAGCCCUACCUUCCAUCUGACGUUCAGCACUCAGCUGGAAACAAGCAUGUUGAAGCCUACCUUGAACCUCAAUACCACAGUCAGGGUCAGCGCUAUCAAGAAGCUGAGAAGGACCUGGAUGACCUUUACCAUGACAUACAGGGAAUAGUGAACCAUGCUGACCUUAAAGAGCAAGUGGUCCAGCCUGAGAUACCAGUGCCUGACAAGGCUGAAGUGGUGGAACCACAUAAAACAAGUGUGCAUAUGACCCCAGAGGAAGACAAAGAUGGCCUGUAUCAUGGAGAUUUUAUUUUUCAUGGAGGCCACCAAGUGUUCCAGGUCCCAGUCAUGGAAGAUCUUCCCAAGACUGUUUAUACAGAACCUGAAGAGGACCUAGAUCACCUCUUCCAUAAACAAGAAUAAUGCACUUAAAAUGAUGAAAUCAUGUCCAGAAUGUGUUAAAUUGCAUGAAUUUAUUAAAUUCAUAAUAGCAUGAUGAAAAUAAAAAGCCAUGUAAGUAUCAUUCUAACCAUCUGCAAAUAGCAAAUAAAGCUCUGAUAUUGAUCAGAA
This is a messenger RNA of Pangasianodon hypophthalmus (striped catfish), 901 nucleotides long. RefSeq lists its product as uncharacterized. The record is from RefSeq and is a predicted model, not a curated record. The transcript is spliced from 4 exons. The coding region runs from base 80 to 754 and encodes 224 amino acids. Lineage: Eukaryota; Metazoa; Chordata; Actinopteri; Siluriformes; Pangasiidae.